This is a messenger RNA of Conger conger (European conger), 1471 nucleotides long. Its product is annotated as caspase-1-like. The transcript is spliced from 9 exons. Lineage: Eukaryota; Metazoa; Chordata; Actinopteri; Anguilliformes; Congridae. Bases 1 to 1230 code for a protein of 409 amino acids. The record is from RefSeq and is a predicted model, not a curated record. Gene Ontology annotation, molecular function: cysteine-type endopeptidase activity. Gene Ontology annotation, biological process: proteolysis; regulation of apoptotic process.
AUGGCAGAGCAGCGAGCCAUGACCCUGGUAAAGAAAUUCAAGAAAGAUGAGGUCUAUGCUGCAGAAUAUAAAGACUUCAUGGAGGAUGUAAUCAGCAAAGGUUACGCAGAGAAAGUGCCCCGAGACCAACUCCACCGGAACGAUGGCCAGGUCUGCAUCGCUAACUUCGCUUUACAACGGACAGCAGAUGACAACAGUGGGAAGUAUGAUGAGGAGGUAACGGAGACAAUCAAGCACAACUUCUAUGUGGAUGAUUGCCUCAAGGAGUUGGUGGAGAGAGUAUCGAGCCAUGUGCUCUUGCAGCUGCUGGAUGACCUUUUGCAGGACAGGGUUGUGAACGACGGAGAAAAGGACGCUGUGAUCGAGGAGAACAAAAGCACAGCAGAUAAGGCGCGAUGCCUCUUGGAUAAAGUGCGGAAGCGAGGCCCGAAGGCUAGUGGGAAAUUCAUCUCCCGGCUGCAGGAAUGGGCCCUGUCUCGCCACCUGCACUGCCAGAUUUACCCCAUGAAGGAGAAGGGUCAGCGCAAGCGCAUGGCUCUGCUCAUCAACAAUGUCAAGUUUGACCACCUGUCUGAGAGGCGCGGGGCCGAAAAAGAUGUAGAGAACAUGGAGAAACUACUCAAAGCGCUGGGCUACACUGUGGAGACACACAGGGAUCUGUCUGCCCAGGACAUCGAUGAAGCUGUCAAAGGGUUCUCUCAGCAUCAGGCCCAUUUGGAGUCGGACAGCACGUUUGUGGUGAUCAUGUCCCAUGGAAAGCGGGAUGCCAUCUGCGGGAUCCACUAUAACGAUGAAGACCCCCAGAAAAAGAACCUCUUCCUCAUUGACAACAUCUUCAAACACCUCAACACAAAGAACUGUGCUGGGCUGCGCAACAAACCCAAAGUCAUUGUGAUCCAGGCGUGCAGAGGGGAUGAAAUCAGGACAGUGAGUGACAGUGCUUCCGCGCCCAAAUCUCUGGAGGAUGACGGCAUGUGGAAGGAACUCAAGGAGAGAGAUUUUGCCUGUCUCAUAGCCUACACCCCUGACACCAUGUCCUACAGAGAUCCUGUCAAAGGAGCCAUUUUAAUCCAGAAGCUUGUGGAGACCAUCAAUACACACGCCCACAAGGACCAUAUUGAGGAACUGUUCCGGAAGGUUAGGUAUCAGUUUGACGGUUCCAAAUGUCAGAUGCCAGUCACAGACAGAACGUCUUUGGUCAAGAAGUUCUACUUAUUCCCUGGACUGUGAUCCCUGCCUUCACCGGCCUAUUCCAGAUGAAUCCACUUUUUAAAAUCCAGAUUAGUCAACUGCUCUCUUAAUCCAGAUUAGUCCACUGCUUGCUCUCUUAACCCAGAUUAGUCCACUGCUUGCUUUCUCUAUCCAGAUUAGUUAUUGGAGGCAGCUCUUGUUGUGUUAAUGACAUAAAAUAGCUCCAAUAAUACAAAUUGUAAGAGACGUGUCCAAUGAAAUCAAUUUUCUAUCUGCAAAA